Molecule: messenger RNA, 1540 nt
Organism: Triticum aestivum (bread wheat)
Lineage: Eukaryota; Viridiplantae; Streptophyta; Magnoliopsida; Poales; Poaceae
Product: E3 ubiquitin-protein ligase RDUF1
Exons: 3
Coding region: 292-939 (215 amino acids)
Biological process (GO): ubiquitin-dependent protein catabolic process
Molecular function (GO): ubiquitin protein ligase activity
Source: RefSeq, a predicted model, not a curated record
UAAAGGCGCGCGCAAGGUGAGGUGAGAGAGCCUUGCAAAUAAAGCCACCCCCACCACACACCACACACCACCACCGCUCUGUCCCCCGCGCCGAUCGAGCACCAUACGAGGAGGAGAGGAGAGGCCCAUGGAGGCGCGCUCACCUGCCCCGCUUCCUCAAAUGGCCGGCGCCGCCAAGACUAUAUCCUGCGCCCGUAUGAGCAGUGCUCGCGGUUAGGUGCGCGCGCGCGUGCUCGGAGCGGGCUCACGUACGUGCACACUCGUCGGCGUCCUUACGAACGUUCGGUCAUCAUGGCCGGGAUGUUGCCCGGGGUGGAGUGCGCGCGGCGGCGGCGGAUGUGGCAGGGCGGGGGCGCCGGGGCGGACCAGGCGGCCGCGGGCACCAGGCGGCUCUCCUUCUGCCUCUACGCGGCCGGGCACGGCGCCGCUCACGCCGUGGGCACCGGAAAUUCCGGCAAUAAGCAGAGGAGCGGCGCCAUGGACGGGUGGGCGCUGGACAGCAAUGCCCGGGAGGCCAAGGAGCGGCUGGACCAGAAGCUCAAGAGCAAGAGCACCGGGCCCGACACCGUCAUCAAGAGGCAUCACAGCACGGGGAGCAUAAAGCUGAGCAGAGCAAACGGAAGCGGCGGCGGCGGUGGUGGCGGAGGGGGCUCGUCGGCGGCGGUGGCGACGGGCGUGCAGCGGGAGGUGUACUCGAAGAAGGGCGUGAUGCGGCGGCUGAUGAGGUGGAGCCGGCUGCGGUGGGAGGCCGCGGAGCAGGCGGAGUGCGCGGUGUGCCUGGAGGAGUUCGCCGCGGGCGACGUCCUGGCGCACCUGCCGUGCGGCCACCGCUUCCACUGGGGCUGCGCGCUGCCCUGGCUCGAGGGCGCCGCCGCCGCCUCGCACUCCUGCCCGUUCUGCCGCGCCGCGGUCGACGCCGGCGCGCACGCCGCCUCCUAGCGACAGCAACACCCCGCCGGGCCAUCGGUUCGACGCCCACCGCGCGCGCGCCACGGCUUCGCACGGCUUCGCACGAUGCCGUGACCGGCCGCCCCGCCGCCCGCACAUGAUGCAUGCCCUGCCACGGCGAAGUACCACUUGUAGGAUGCAUCGCCGGAACGAUGGCAGAAACUUGGGAAUGCGUAGGGAGAGAAGACGGCCGUGAAAGAAAUCCUCGCGGUCGCCGAGUUGCAUGGUUUUGGGCGCGUCGGCGCGUGGUCUGGUUCUGCCAUUUCAGUUUUCCCGGCGAGCGGUGGCCGAUGAGGUUGUGUUUGGCGGGCAUGUACAUGCAGCGGUUGUCGGUUGGCAAUGUCAGUCCGAUGUGUUACACCAUCAUCCUCUGGUCAAGAGGAAAAACUGUAUAUUAAGAGCUUAGUUGUAGCAAGGGUGGGACUUUGUGCAUCAGCAUCAGCUGUUGAAACUGAAGAAGGCGUGGCUGCCGCUGAACCUGACCAAACUGAAGAAGGCGUGGCUGCUACUGAACCUAACAAAACUGACGAAGUUGUGGUUGUUACUUGUAGAAGUGCAUGCUUUAUCUAAUGCAACCAAAAGAUCGAUCUGA